Molecule: messenger RNA, 390 nt
Organism: Mollisia scopiformis
Lineage: Eukaryota; Fungi; Ascomycota; Leotiomycetes; Helotiales; Mollisiaceae
Exons: 1
Coding region: 1-390 (129 amino acids)
Source: RefSeq, a predicted model, not a curated record
AUGUUGCUCCUCAUCACGAUCCUUAUCUUCACCUUACUCACGACUAGUAUUGCUACCCCCAUCAAGCAUGCUGCUCCCGCUUCAACCUCGAGCUUACCACCGACCGCUUCCCCCAACUCCCUUCUCGACGCACUCUUCGGCAAAGAUGCAGGCUCACUUUCUCAACUUCCUCCACAACCCUGGCCGCCCAACGAUAAUCAAUCGAAAAAGAACAAUCUUGUCGGAACAGUCUGCGGGGUUGCUAUUGCUCUGGGAAUAGUCUUUGCAGUCCUCUAUUUGCGGUGGAUGAGCAGAAAGUACGGGAGGGCCGCUCCAGCCCCGCGACCUGCACCUGCUGUGGUUGUUACUAGGCCUAUAGAGCAUCCUCCAGUGACACACGCGCGCCAUUGA